AUGUUCCCCAGGCGCAUUGUAGCGGCACGCCCGCUGGCUCGAGCCGUCGUCCCCGCCGUAGCCCGGCCACGACCCCAAUUCACCCAAAUCCGAACCGCCCUCACCGACGCUGAGAAGGCCCACGCUGAGCUCACAGACCCGAACCAAAACGGCGGCUACAUCAACCCUCCCGCUGAGAAGCGAGGAAACCGCGACCCGUACGGUGACUACUGGGACAAGCAGGAGCGCCGCAACUAUGGCGAGCCCUGCCACGAGGACAACGAUAUCAUGGGUGUACUAGCGCUCCACGACUACAACCACUUCACCCCCCAAUGGGGCUUCGUCCUACUGGGCACCUUCGUCGCUUCUGUCUUCGGACUCUGCGCGGCUGUUGGCACCUUUUACCCCGACAAGCUUAGUGCGCCCAAGACAUACCCAGAUGGUCUGGAGGCUGAGCUGGGUGGAAAGGGUGCAUUGCUAGCAAGGAAGCCCGGUGAGGGCUGGGGCACCAUUCGCCACUACGUCAUCGCAGCAAUCCAGGAGCACACCCUCGUGGGCCCCAUGCAUCCCGCAAUUCAUGCCCAGGCCAUGAGAGCACUCAAGUUCCCACUGGCCACGGACUGA
This is a messenger RNA of Alternaria viburni, 603 nucleotides long. RefSeq lists its product as uncharacterized. Gene Ontology annotation, cellular component: mitochondrion. The record is from RefSeq and is a predicted model, not a curated record. The transcript is spliced from 4 exons. Bases 1 to 603 code for a protein of 200 amino acids. Lineage: Eukaryota; Fungi; Ascomycota; Dothideomycetes; Pleosporales; Pleosporaceae.